AUGGAUAUGAUGCAAAAAAAUAUAUUCAGUUGUGAUGAAACUGGUCUGUUUUAUAAAGCUAUUCCUAAUAAAUCAUUAACAUUAAGUAAAGAAGAUUGUAAAGGUGGUAAAAAAAAUCAAAACAUCGUUUUACUAUUUUUUUUGGUGUUAAUGCAACUGGUGAAGAGAAGCUGAAGCCUUUAAUAAUCGGUAAGAAUUAUUGUUUAGAUAUUUCUAAAUAUUAUUACAUGCUUGAAUACUUAAUAACUUUGCUUUUGUUUUUCCUCACAGGUAGAAGUUUAAGACCACGUUGCUUUAAAGACUUAAAUGUCAAUUCCGAUAGAUUGACCGACGAGCAAGUCAGCGUGGAUGAAUGUCAAUAUGUUUACCGAAUGGUUAUCAAAUUUAAAUGCAUCAAUGAAAAAAAAAACAAAAAAGAAAAAUCAUGUUUUUCAUUGAUAAUGCUCCAUGCCA
This is a messenger RNA of Rotaria sp. Silwood2, 453 nucleotides long. The record is from the annotation of a GenBank genome assembly. NCBI's taxonomy places the organism in Eukaryota, Metazoa, Rotifera, Eurotatoria, Philodinida, Philodinidae.